AUGCACAUCCGUGCAUCCGUGGACAUUGCUUCACUGUUUUGCCUCGUAAGGAUUGCCUUCGCAUCUGAGUUUGUGUAUCAUACCGCGGAAGCACAGCGAGAAGUUCUUCGAAGUCUGCACAGCGCAUACCCGAAACUUACUCGUCUCGAGACUAUUGGCAGAUUUAGCGCCAAUCCGGUGUACACACUCGUCAUUUCCAAGCACGGCAAGCGGCGUUUUAUGAUCCCUCGGGUCCACUUACUCGCGGAUUUCCCGGCUGGUACUGAACUGCUGCUUCAGUUCGGGUCUUAUAUCCUUCAAGAAUAUGGCCGGACUCAAGGAAUCACGAAGCUCAUAGACAGUACCGAAGUGCAUUUAGUUCCAUCACUGGUGACAACAAAUGUCAACGAAACGUCCAAAAAAGACUGUUCCGCAGAUGACAGACCACACGAUUUGGGAAAGUUUCCCGAUUACUUCAACUCCAAUCGGGUCACGGACAGCACUCGAUAUGAAGUGACCGAGGAAGUGAGACUUCUGAUGGAAUGGCUAAGGAGAGGCAAGUUUGUUCUCGGUGGCCACUUAAAAGGUGGAAUGGGGGACCUCGUUGCUGCCUACGGCUUUCAUAAUGGGCUUCCGGUGUCAACAACUAAUGUAGCUCCUGACCGUGAUUCAUUGGUACGGCUCGCCAGGAUUUUCGCCGCCAGUCAUCCUCGAAUGAAAUAUGGAGCAGCACAGUGCCCCGGAGGGCACUUGGGAGGCUUUCCUGGUGGCGUUACCAACGCCCUCUCUUGGAAAAGACAACCAGGGCUCCUCCAAGACUAUGCGUACGUGCACGAAGGCACCCUCGUAGUGACUCUGUCUGUUUCUUGUUGUAGAAUUCCUCAACAAUCCCAACUGCAGACCCUAUGGAAUGAAAACCGAAUUCCCCUUCUCGCCUUCUUGAAGGAGGUUCAUCGCGGAGUCCGUGGUUAUGUGAAAAACGUGGACGGUACACACGUUCCUGGGGCUUCACUCGUCAUUAAGGGCCGAAAUGUAGCGUUCAAGUCGUCCGAGCAAGGAGAAUUCUGGAGAAUACUAUUGCCGGGAGACUAUGAGCUCCUUGUCAGCGCCACUGGAUUCUUACCAGCAGCAGUGCACUUCUCCAGCGUAGAGGCGGACGAGAAGGUUGCAGCUCCAGAAUUCGCAGUCGGGCUGGAAUUAUCUUCGCUUUAUCAACAACUGUGA
Ornithodoros turicata is the source of this 1203-nucleotide messenger RNA. RefSeq names its product carboxypeptidase M-like. Gene Ontology annotation, biological process: protein processing; peptide metabolic process. Gene Ontology annotation, molecular function: zinc ion binding; metallocarboxypeptidase activity. The transcript is spliced from 2 exons. NCBI's taxonomy places the organism in Eukaryota, Metazoa, Arthropoda, Arachnida, Ixodida, Argasidae. The record is from RefSeq and is a predicted model, not a curated record. The coding region runs from base 1 to 1203 and encodes 400 amino acids.